This is a messenger RNA of Capsicum annuum, 1586 nucleotides long. RefSeq names its product G2/mitotic-specific cyclin S13-7. The record is from RefSeq and is a predicted model, not a curated record. Bases 47 to 1387 code for a protein of 446 amino acids. Gene Ontology annotation, molecular function: cyclin-dependent protein serine/threonine kinase regulator activity. Gene Ontology annotation, biological process: regulation of cyclin-dependent protein serine/threonine kinase activity; mitotic cell cycle phase transition. Gene Ontology annotation, cellular component: cytoplasm; centrosome; cyclin-dependent protein kinase holoenzyme complex. NCBI's taxonomy places the organism in Eukaryota, Viridiplantae, Streptophyta, Magnoliopsida, Solanales, Solanaceae. The transcript has 7 exons.
CAUUCUCCCAAAAAUAUCAAAGAAAAAUUCAGAAUUUUUCUGAAAAAUGGCAUCAAGAAAUGCUCUUGAACAACACAAUAAAGGUGAUGUAGUAGUAGUCCCUGAUGCAGUAAAGCAAAAAAAGAAUAUGGCAGCAGAAGGGAGAAACCGAAAGGCUCUUGGUGAUAUUGGGAAUCUGGCUGCAGGCCGUGGAGUCGAAGGAAAGCCACUUCCUCAGGUACCUCGCCCCGUAACAAGGAGAUUUUGUGCACAGUUGUUGGCAGCAGCUGAAAAUCAGAAGAUAUCUGUGGCUGUUAACGUAAAAGGAGCAAAUGUUGCUCAAAAAGUACAUGCAGGAAGGAAACCAGCUCAGAAGAAAGCUACAAUUAAGCCAAGACCUGAGGAGAUUAUUGUAAUUAGCCCCGACACUCGUGAGAAACUAAUGGAGGAAAAGAUGCAAAGAAAGAAGCAGGCUGCUGAAGACAUAUCAAAGAAGAAAUCAACUCUUACUUCAACUCUCACUGCUCGAAGCAAGGCUGCAUGUGGUCUGAGUAAGAAACCAAAGGAGCAGAUUGUGGACAUCGAUGCUGCAGAUGUGAACAAUGAAUUGGCAGUUUCGGAAUAUGUUGAAGACAUUUACAGCUUCUACAAACUAGCUGAGAGUGAGACAAGAGUUCAUGACUACAUUGAUUCACAACCUGAGAUAAGCGAAAAGAUGAGAGCAAUUCUGAUUGAUUGGUUGAUUGAAGUUCACCACAAGUUUGAGCUUAAUCCAGAAACUCUUUACCUCACAAUCAACAUUGUUGACCGCUACCUCGCUGUGGAGACUGCAUCAAGAAGGGAACUGCAAUUGGUGGGCAUUAGCGCCAUGCUUCUAGCCUCUAAAUAUGAAGAGAUUUGGGCUCCUGAGGUGAAUGACUUCGUGUGCAUCUCAGACCAAACUUACAGUCACGAGCAGGUGUUAACUAUGGAGAAACAAAUUCUCGGACAACUGGAAUGGUAUCUAACAGUCCCAACACCUUACGUGUUCCUCGUUCGUUUCAUCAAAGCUUCUUUACCCGAUUCAGAAAUGGAGAACAUGGUAUAUUUUCUGGCUGAGCUGGGGUUGAUGAACUAUGAAACCAUUAUCUACUGCCCAUCGAUGAUUGCUGCAGCAGCUGUCUAUGCUGCUCGACACACCCUCAAUCGGACACCAUUUUGGAAUGGGACACUUAAGCUGCACACUAGUUUCUCAGAGGCUCAGAUAAUAGAGUGCGCGAGGAUGUUAGUUAGCUAUCACUCUGAGGCUGCAAAUCACAAGCUGAAGGUGAUUUUUAGGAAGUACACAAAUGCUGAGAGAGGUGCAGUUGCAUUACUACCUCCAGCCAAAUCACUGUUGGCUGCAUCAUCAUCACCAUCAUCAUGCUAGCUGAAGGCUGUCCCAAAAAGCAAAAGAGAACUACUACUAGUUCUGUCCUCCUUUGUUUCAUUAAUCAGAACCUUUGUUGCUGUCCCCUUUUAUUUGGUUUCUAUAAAUAGGUAGGGCUACUUGAGCUCCAAGUAGUGUAGCCAUGACAAAACUGAGACAUGGAAAUUUGGAACUUAAAUUUCUUGCUUUUUGAUUCUUA